This is a messenger RNA of Spizellomyces punctatus DAOM BR117, 2850 nucleotides long. RefSeq lists its product as uncharacterized. The record is from RefSeq and is a predicted model, not a curated record. The transcript is spliced from 5 exons. NCBI's taxonomy places the organism in Eukaryota, Fungi, Chytridiomycota, Chytridiomycetes, Spizellomycetales, Spizellomycetaceae. The coding region runs from base 20 to 2701 and encodes 893 amino acids.
GUGUGAUCAACGAGCCAGAAUGCAGCAGCAGCAGGACGACCUCAGGCCGGCCGUUUUACCAGUCUCUGGCGCAACUGCGUACGUGAACAAUGCAGUGGGUCCAGGCACUGCGACUUUCGCAAGUUUUCAACAGUAUCCAGGUAUAACAACGUUGUCAACACCAGUGCCAGGAACUGCAUAUGCGAUUGGUAUGGCCAACAUGCCGCAAACCAUGCCGCAAACCAUGGUUUACAACACGUAUCAACAACCGCAAAUGCUUCAGAAUGCGCUCCCUCCAUCCUUGCCACUCCAGCAGCAAUCUUUCCACUUUCAAGCACAACAACAGGCACCGUCGCAAUAUGCACAAGUUCAGCCGCAGAUACCAUCUACUAGUUUGGUUCCUCUCGCCCAUAAUCAGGCGUUUGGGCCGGCUGGGUUUCCGCAGCAGGUAGCAUAUAUGCCGCAUCAGACUUCCGUGCGACCGAAUCCCGGGCCACCGCGGUUGGAUGCAACUCCAACAGCAUCAAACCCACAGACACAAAUUGCUGUCGCUCCCAUUGUGAUACCAAAGGAAACGGACGCUACAGCACGGGAAGUACCAGUUAGCCCAAAUUUUAGUCAUAGUACAAUUGAGAAGAUCCUCAAGAUUAACCAACAUUUAAUAAGGAUAUUACUUGAGUACCAGAACAAUGGCUGGACGGGAGAACCUGAAUACAAGCCAUAUCAAGAACGACUGCAAACAAAUCUCACAUACCUAGCAACUGUAGCGGACUGGGUAUUGAAAGCUCCUCAGGGAGCUACAAAAGGACAGACUCCUCCUGCGCUACCAGAGAUGUCUCCGGUUGUGUAUCCAUCACGUCUCCAGCAUCUUUCGAUUACCAACGGCACAUCAAAUAAGACAACCAUUAGUCACAAUGAUGUGAAGCCGUCCGUGACACCGCCAGGACCAGUGUCCGUACCUGCAAUGAAUAUCCACCAGGGCAAACCCAUUAGGUCCCCAGUGCCUUCCGCUGGCAUGUUUACCAGCGUGUCGGCACAGCAAGAUCAGAAAACGCCCCUGCAACGGCAGGAAGAACAACUGGAAUUGCAGAGACGGAUUCUUCAACAGCAACACCUCCAGGCACAACCACAGCAGCAGCAUCAGCAGCAUCAGCAACAUCAGCAACAUCAGCAGCUUCAACAGCUUCAACAGCUUCAACAACAUCAAUAUCCACAACAACGACAGCACCAGCACCGAGCACACGCACAACCGCAGAUACAAGCGCAUAUGCCGCAACCACAAGUAUCGCCGCAGCACUCACGCGCUCAACAGUUGCAGAGUCAGUACGUACACCACCAGCAGAUUCCGCAGCAAUAUAUUCAACAGCAGCAACACCGCGGCACAGAGUUAUCGUCGCCGACGCCAGGCGUGGGCACGGCACCCACAGGUGGAUUGCUUGGUUUAUCCUUGCGCGGCUCUAUGCCUGCUGGUGUCCUUACAUCUGCACCUGGAACCAACGGGUUGCAAACGUCGGCGCUAGUUUCAACCUUGGCUACUGAAGUCCAAAACGUAACUACUCCGAAUGCAAAUUUCCACAACGCCAGCGUCGCUGCCUUUCCGCAAGAUAAAUCGCGCAUUCUCCCAACGGUUCCAACAUCUCUCAACAUGAAUUUUGCGCACUCAAUGCCCAUGUCUAACAGCGCGGAUUCUGCAGCAUCAUCUAGUCCGUCGCCUUAUGUGGGCGGUUCUCUGUCUUCCAAUUCAAACGCGUUUGCUCCUUCGACUACCUUACCAAAUACACAGCCGUCUGUAGCUUUGGCCAACACGCAAGUUGACAGACGGGCUAGUGAAACCAACCUGGAAGGGCCCAUGGAGAGCGGCACGCCGACCGGAACUAAUACUAGUGAAGUCGAGCCUAACCCCGCCUUGCUCGCGAUUGCCGGUAGGAAGAGGUCUAUCCCGGAUUCCGAAGAUCUAGUAGUCACAGAAAGAACUGGAUUUCCUCCCGAUGAAAUAGUUGACAGUGAAAUUCAGACGUUGAAGUCGCCCAUCCUACCUGAAGUUCCUGCAACGGCCGAAAUGCAGCCAACUGAAUAUCUUGAGAUGGAGCCUUCAGGAGCGCCAAAUAUGGACAGCAGCGGUUCAUUUGAAGUCGGUGGCGUGUCUGAUCCCGUAAUUCAUAAACCAGGAAAUAGUCCUGAAACCGACGGACCAGAAUCAGGUACUGUGGGACACGAAGUGCCUGGCGGGGAGCAGAGUCCAAUUAGUGAUGAAUCGCCUGAUAUCCAUCCGAGAACUUCUCCUUUCGACACCUUGGAGGGCCCUUUUGCGAAUGAGGGCUCCAAUGCAGAGAUGGAAAGUGAGCACUUGCCUGCUGAUAUACCAGAAGAAGAGGAGUUAGCACAUCCUGUUGAUUAUGAUGCAAAAGAUCAGCAAUCAUCCAGCGUUUCUUGCAAGUCUGCGGAGGACGUCUCCGUAUCCGAAAUUGGAAACCCCCAACAUACAGCCGACAUCACAGAGAAAGAGGACUGGCUGCAAGGACAAUCGGUGGAGGAUCGGCCUAUUGAAGACGCUGCUACUCCAAUAGUCGAGGGACAGGAUCAAGCGGAUGGAGAUGCCAUGAGUGACAGAGAAUCUACGGAAUAUCCGAUUGAAGAUACCGUGGGUCAAGAAAAUGAAGCUCCUGAUAAGAAUUCAGAUGGUGGGCUCUGGAUGAACAUUGAACAACAGAAGGAUGAAUAGUGGGGGACAAUUUGAUGGUUCUGUCUCACGUAUUCCAUCCAAGAAAACGGCACAUUUACCGCAUCAUGAUGCAUAUUGUGGUGAAAUGAGUAGUCUCUCAUGUAGACCUGUAGAUUCUCCUAUAAAUAAUACAAACCAUUCAACCGAUA